GAGGACAAACGGGGGACGAUGUCGGAGGUGCGACACGACAGCACGAGCAGUUUACAGCGGAAAAAGCCACCAUGGUUAAAACUGGACAUCCCGGUGCCAGUGCCGGUGUCGGUGCCAGAAGAGCCCCAGCCCGUGCAGCCAACGAGACGUCAGGCCUUUCUGCGCAGCGUGAGCAUGCCCGCCGACAACACCCGCGUGCCCUCCCUGCCUAACGAAGUGAGGAGACCGGUGCUACAACGACAGACCUCAAUCACCCAGACCAUCAAGAGAGGCACAGCAGACUGGUUUGGGGUGAGCAAAGACAGCGACGCUACUCAGAAAUGGCAAAGAAAGAGCCUCCGCCACUGCAGCCUGCGGUAUGGGAAGCUGAAACCUCAGGUCAUCCGGGAAAUGGACUUGCCCAGUCAGGACAAUAUUUCUCUAACAAGCACAGAGACUCCUCCUCCGCUCUAUGUCGGACCCUGCCAGCUGGGCAUGCAAAAGAUCAUAGAUCCCCUGGCCCGCGGCCGAGCUUUCCGUAUGGCUGACGACAACGAUGGCUGCAGCAUCCCCCACACACCCAUCACCCCAGGUGCCACGUCGCUCUGCUCCUUCACCAGCUCGCGCUCAGGGUUCAAUCGCCUGCCUCGGCGGCGGAAACGGGAGUCUGUGGCCAAAAUGAGUUUCCGAGCAGCUGCGGCUUUGGUGAAGGGCCGCUCUGUGAAGGACAGCACCCUGAGGAGAGCUCAGCGACGCAGCUUCACCCCAGCAAGUUUCCUGGAGGAGGACACGGUGGAUUUUCCAGAUGAGCUCGACACUUCGUUCUUUGCUCGGGAAGGAGUCCUUCAUGAGGAGCUCUCCACUUAUCCGGAUGAAGUGUUCGAGUCGCCAUCAGAAGCUGCAAUCAAGGAGGCUGAGGUGAAGCCUCCAGAUCAGACAGAUCUCACAGGAGGUGCCUUGGACAAAAAUGAGCUUGAAAGAAGCCACUUGCUACUCCCACUGGAGCGAGGCUGGAGGAAGCAAAAGGAUGGGGCCCUGGCACAGCCCAAGGUCCGCUUGCGGCAGGAGGUGGUGAGUGUCAGCCCCCAGAAGCGAGGCCAGCGCAUCGCCGUCCCUGUCAGGAAGCUCUUUGCCAAGGAGAAGAGGCCGUAUGGCCUGGGGAUGGUGGGGAAGCUGACAAACCGUACAUACCGCAAGCGCAUCGACAGCUACGUCAAGCGGCAGAUUGAGGACAUGGAUGAUCACAGGCCUUUCUUCACGUACUGGGUCACCUUUGUGCAUUCACUCAUCACCAUCCUCGCUGUGUGCAUCUACGGCAUCGCCCCUGUGGGGUUCUCACAACAUGAAACUGUUGAUUCAGAGGCCUUGAUCCACCUAGGGGCCAAGUUCUCCCCGUGCAUGAGGCAGGACCAGCAAGUGCACAGCUUCAUCAGCGCCAAGCGGGAGAAGGAGAAGCACUCGGCUUGCUGCGUGCGGAACGACAAGUCAGGCUGUGUGCAGACCUCAGAGGAGGAGUGCUCGUCCACGUUGGCCGUGUGGGUGAAGUGGCCCCAUCACCCCAGCACACCAAUGCUGGCAGGAAGCAAGAGGCAGUUUGGGUCUGUUUGUCAUCAAGACCCCAGAGUGUGUGAGCAACCAGCCUCGAUGGAGCCGCAUGAGUGGCCAGAUGACAUCACCAAAUGGCCGAUCUGCACAAAAAACAGCGCUGGGAAUUACACCAACCACCUUCACAUGGACUGUGUGAUUACAGGCCGGCCCUGCUGCAUUGGGACCAAGGGAAGGUGUGAAAUAACCUCCCGGGAGUAUUGUGAAUUUAUGCGGGGCUAUUUCCAUGAGGAGGCAACACUCUGCUCUCAGGUGCACUGCAUGGAUGAUGUCUGUGGGCUCCUCCCUUUCCUAAAUCCAGAAGUCCCUGACCAGUUCUACCGCCUCUGGCUCUCACUUUUCCUCCAUGCUGGGAUCCUGCACUGUCUGGUUUCAGUCUGUUUCCAAAUGACGAUCCUGCGGGACCUAGAGAAGCUGGCAGGAUGGCAUCGCAUCUCCAUCAUCUACCUGCUCAGUGGCAUCACUGGGAACCUUGCCAGUGCAAUAUUUCUACCCUACAGAGCAGAGGUUGGCCCUGCAGGAUCCCAGUUUGGGAUUCUGGCCUGUCUCUUUGUGGAGCUCUUCCAGAGUUGGCAAAUCCUGGCACGCCCAUGGAGGGCUUUCUUCAAGCUGCUGGCUGUGGUGCUCUUUCUUUUUGCCUUUGGCCUCCUGCCUUGGAUUGAUAAUUUUGCUCACAUUUCAGGAUUUAUCAGUGGUUUCUUCCUCUCCUUUGCCUUCCUGCCCUACAUUAGCUUUGGGAAGUUUGAUUUAUAUAGGAAGCGAUGCCAAAUCAUAGUUUUCCAGCUCAUCUUCAUUGCACUCUUCUCAGGACUUGUGAUUCUAUUCUAUUUCUACCCCAUCAAGUGUGAGUGGUGCGAGUUCCUUACUUGUAUACCAUUCACAGACAAAUUCUGCGAGAAAUACGACCUGGACGCGCAGCUCCACUGAAAGCAAAGUCUGGCUUCUCGAGCAGGCACUGGAGAUGGCCUGUCUUUGCGUUUGCUGUGCCAGUUCCAUGUGGACAAAGCCUCUAAUCCAAUGACACUUCUAACCCUGCCCGUGGUUAAUUUAAACUGUCUCCUUAGCACUUGGCAGGCAUGUUUUGCCUUAUCUCAGAAGACUCUGAAAACAGAACGUUUGUGCCUUGUUCAAUUGUAUUGAACCUUUUCUGCUGCCAUUAUUUUUAUUACACUAGUUUCAAUACUACAUUUUUAACCAAGAGUUGUUUACUACUGCUAAGGUGGUGAUUAAAUGGUAAGGUAGCGUUUUAGCUACUGCUAAUUGUU
Antrostomus carolinensis (chuck-will's-widow) is the source of this 2849-nucleotide messenger RNA. RefSeq names its product rhomboid 5 homolog 1 (gene RHBDF1). Gene Ontology annotation, molecular function: serine-type endopeptidase activity. Bases 19 to 2511 code for a protein of 830 amino acids. The record is from RefSeq and is a predicted model, not a curated record. Lineage: Eukaryota; Metazoa; Chordata; Aves; Caprimulgiformes; Caprimulgidae. Gene Ontology annotation, biological process: regulation of protein secretion; regulation of epidermal growth factor receptor signaling pathway. Gene Ontology annotation, cellular component: endoplasmic reticulum membrane. The transcript has 16 exons.